CAAGUCCUCCGGCUGGAAAGUGUUCUUGCUGUCAGUGAAAAUACGUACACCGUUCGAUACAUUCGGAGUAUUCCUUGGUGUGAUCUGGAGGAAGUUCCCGGAAUAACGCAACUGCAACCAGUUUCAUUGUUUGGCCGCGAACGAAUCGGGCCCAAUCGGUGGCACCGUUCAUUCAGCCUUAAUUGAAGAAAAGUGGUUAAAGUUGAGGAAUUGUGGCUUCUUGUCUGCUGUUGAGGAAAAAAAGGUAGCUAAUCAAUAAGCAUGCCACGUAAUGUUACCACUAGUAAGUGUGAACUGAGUGGAUUGCUGACCCCGCGUACCGGAUGUUAGGAGCGGCCUGAAGAACAUUGGAUCAGUUCACUAGAAGCACCAGUACAGUUAUUUCGAAGACUGAAUACCGAAACGGAUACGUCUAUCGAUUCGACAGGAUUUUUGUGGCUCAUUGACUAUCAAGCAAUUAAACGGUAAAAUUGCAAAUAUGACGAUGCAUACACAUAUGUUUUGUGUCCUAUUGGGGACAUUGUUAGGAUUAUCACAAUUGACAACUGCAGCUCAGCCGAACGUCAUUUAUGCGAUCAAUGCCGGUGGCGAGGCUCACGUUGAUUCUCACGGAAUAAAAUACGCACGAGAUCCGCUGAUGGGUAAAGUUGGAACCGAUUCGGAUUACGGAAAGCAGCUUUUGAUGAUCAACCGUGUGAAGCCGAACGAUGAAAUUCUGUAUCAAACGGAGCGAUAUCAUUACGAAACGUUUGGAUAUGAGCUACCGAUAGCGGGUGACGGAGAGUAUGUCCUCAUCCUGAAAUUCUGUGAAGUGUACUUCAAUGCGCCGAACAUGAAAAUGUUCGAUGUUCAAAUCAACAAUCGGCACACGGUUGUCUCCGAUUUGGAUAUAUUCUCUCUGGUAGGGAAAGGAACUGCCCACGAUGAGUACGUAUACUUCACGGUGUCCAGGGGCAAACUGUACUACAAAGAGGAAGAAUCCGAAAUACGCACUGGAAAGGUGAAAGUAGAUUUUGUCAAAGGAUACAAAGAUAAUCCAAAGAUCAACGCAAUUGUGUUGAUCAAGGGCUACGAUGAUACGACAUUGCCUCAGCUGUCUCCGCUUAUGGUUGAGCAACCAGUACCAGAACCGCUUGAAGAAUCGCCUACCACCAGCUCGAUUGCGGAUGGCGAUGCCCAAGUGGAUACAAAAAACAAACAACGGAAAACUAGCGGUCCGAAACAACCGAAUCCAUACUCACUAGACGAGUCGUCCAUGAUGUUACCGGUAUUCAUCGCUAUAGGAGCGUUUAUACCGCUAUUAUUCUGUUUGUGUCGACUGUGAUUUUAUUCCGAGCAGACUUACAUUGGUUUUAAAAGUAGACGUAGGAAAGGGCGGAGAUCUCCGGUCGUAUCAUCUGGGCCGUCCAGUUUGUUAAGAUAUUUUUAAACUAGCGAAAACAUUCGUAACAAAUAGCUCAUUUGAGGCACCUUUGCGAGAAGGGAAAACGUUAUGUUGGAAACAUAACUUCCAGUUGGUUCCGGGAACUAAAUUUGGAGUGUUGAUAUCUCGGAACAACGACACGAUUUAUGAUGUAACUUAUUGUAAAUAGCAGGAAGUGAGAAGUUUGAAUGUGUUUGUAAAAUUGUGUUCAAAGGCAGGGCUUAGUAGAGGGACAAAUUCUAAACGCACUGAGCGUUGUUUCCGGCAGCUCAAAGGCAGAUAGCCGAAAUAGACUUACCAUUAGCAAUGUAGUUCUAAUACCAACUCAGUUAAGGAAAUCGUACACAGCUCAAAACUGAUGUCGGAUAUGUUGUUAGACAUGACUUUAGUGCACAAUAUUUAAUUCUUUUUUUUUCCUUUUUUUGUCCACGUCGCAUUACUGUGAAAUUUAACGGUACUUAUUUUAGCUGUACUAGUUCAGCAAAUAUUCAAAACGUUUGAUAACGAAAAAGACUAAUAUUAUAAUUUGAAAACAGUCAUUUUUAUACGUCGAACCUUAAUAUUAAAUAACUUAAAAAUGGUUAAUUUAUACUGAUUCACACAAAUUCUUGCACGUAUCAAAGAAUAAUGGUACAGAGAAUAAAGAAACGAAGAAUUGAUUGAACGAAAGAAUUGAUAUCACAUUCAUAUCGGGGCAAAUAAGUGACGAAUUUCAUGCCAACUCGACUGGCCAUUGGCAGCAACAUCUCAGAUUGCAGUAAAACGUUGUGAGUGUAAAGACAUUGGUCAUUUAAGCAACUUUGCAUACUUGAAAUUUAAAAAAAAUAUUUUGAAAACUUAAGUUAGUUUUUCUCAAAAUCGUAUUUUUUUUUAAAUCUGAAAUUUUCAACAAGUCACCCAUACAUCGGAAGACACUUUUGGGCACUUUUACCAGGAAAAAGUUUAUCUAACAACAAUUUUUUUCAUGGUUCAGUCAAGAUGGAGACUCCUGGAAAAUAAUGUUUUACCCGAAUUUUUUGUUUAAAUUCUCGCGUUUGAUAUGCUCUAUACAUGUUUCUAAAUUGAAAAAAAAACUUGCAGAACAUGUAAAUCGCGAUAGUUUACACAUAAUUUAUGAGUUAAACAUUAAUAGUAAUUUUUCAAAGGAAAUAUCAAAAAAGUGGUAAGGAAAACUUUUUCUCUGUAAAAGUGCCCAUCUUCCGAUGUAUAGGUUGUAUAUUGGAAAUUGUAAGGGCUAUUUGCAUUUUCUUUUGAGAAUUAAAAAAAAUAUGUUUUUGAGAAUAAUGAAAUGCAAUUUUUAAACUAUUUUUUUUCAGUGUUAUUUUUUAAUUUAUUUUCUAACUGACCCGGCAAACUUCGUGUCGCCCAAAAUUUAUUUUUCGUUAUCACAUCCACGUUUUCUUCAUGGGUCCAAUCGCAGAACUGUUCUUCGAUUGAUCUUCUGAUGUACCCGUUAAAAUUUUUUUUUUUUUUAUUAAAAUUUUUAAAAUUAAAAUUACUUCUACCAAAAUUAUAAUAUUACUAGCUAACCCGGCAAACUUCGUCCCGCCCAUUUACUUGAUUAAUUCUCGAGUAAUGCUGAAAUUUGUGUUUUAUUUGUAUGGCAGCCACCCCUAAGAGAGGGGGGAGGGGUAUCUAACCACCAUAGAAACAUUCAUUGCACCCUAAAGUUUCCAUAUGCCUAAUUUGGUUUAAUUUGCUUGAUUAAUUCUCGGGUAAUGCAAAAAUUUGUGUUUCAUUUGUACGGCAGCCCCCUCUAAGAGAGGGGGAAGGAGUAUCUUAACACCAUAGAAACAUUUAUUGCAUCCUAAAACCUGCACAUGCCAAAUUUGGUUUCAUUUGCUUGAUUAAUUCUCGAGUAAUGCAGAAAUUUGUGUUUCAUUUGUAUGGCAGCCCCCCCUUUGAGUGGGGGAAGGACUGUCUAACCAUCAUAGAAACAUUUAUUGCACCCUAAAACUUUCACAUGCCAACUUUGGUUUCGUUUGCUUGGUUAAUUUCCGAGUAAUGCAGAAAUUUGUGUUUCAUUUGUAUGGCAGCCCCCCCUUAGAGAGGGGGGAGGGGUCUCAAAAUAUCACGAAAACCUUCCCCGGCCCCAAAAACCCCUACAUACCAAUUUUCAUGUCGAUCGGUUCAGUAGUUUCCGAGUCUAUACGAAUCAGACAGACAGACAGACAUCACUCCAUUUUUAUAUAUAUAGAUAGAUUAUUGAGGGAUUAUUUUCAGAAACAAUUCUCAUUCAAGAUUUUUCAACCACUUGCAAAUAAUAUGUUUCUCCGUUACAUGGAAUAAAUGUUUGAUACAGAAUUAUAACAGAAUAUAUGAUAAAAUAAAGACAGCCCUA
Messenger RNA from Toxorhynchites rutilus septentrionalis, 3764 nucleotides. RefSeq names its product malectin-A. NCBI's taxonomy places the organism in Eukaryota, Metazoa, Arthropoda, Insecta, Diptera, Culicidae. Gene Ontology annotation, cellular component: membrane. Gene Ontology annotation, molecular function: carbohydrate binding. Bases 479 to 1324 code for a protein of 281 amino acids. The record is from RefSeq and is a predicted model, not a curated record. The transcript is spliced from 2 exons.